UGAAGAUUCUGAUUGUGUUGCUCUAGGAGGGAGGAGCAGGUUGUGUGUGGCGCUGUCCAAAGACAAGAAUUUAUCUGGAGAUGCUACCAAGCAGAGGACUUUCAAGAUGCCUAGCCCGGCAAAGAUUUGAUUCCAAGUUUCUGACGGGGUCCUCGCAACACCUAAGGUCAGCCAAUGGGGCCAGGCAAUUCGGAACUACCCUGCGCAACAAUGGCACCAUCCGAUUCUCACAGACGGCCGGCCUGGUCGGGGGAGCGAGGAGGACAGUGGUCGCGGUUCGAGGAGCCGCUGGAGCCGGGACCGUGGGAAUGCUUGCCCAUGGCAAGAUAUCCCCGAUCGUCUCUGCCACGCAGGUGCGGAAUGCCUCGACAGCGCCGCAGUCUCCCGCCGCGGGCUCUCCCGAGGCCACCCCCACCUCUCUCCCCGAUCCCGCCCCGGUCGACACUAGCAGCCUAGACAACCUCUUCGAGGGCUCGCGCCUCCUUGAUAUGCACGACCACAUAGGCUAUUUCAAGGAGCUGGGACUUGAGUUUGGCUGGGGUCCGACGUCUAUGGUACAAUGGACGUUGGAGCACAUCCAUGUCUAUACCGGCUUGCCUUGGUGGGCCUCGAUCGCCACCUUUGCCGUCGGGCUGAGGCUUCUCGUUCUGAAACCCGUCUGGACUGCCUACAUCCACUCCAACAAAAUGCAGAUCCUGCGCAAAGAUCCUAAACACGCGGCCGACUACGCCGAGAUGCAACGCCUGUUCACGUCGACCGAACCCAACAAGAACAUGCUCCUUGCCCAAGUUCGGCAGAGGAUCUCGAUCGCCCAAAAAACAGCCGGCGUUAGUGUCAUGAAGACGAUGCUGCCCAUGCUACAAGUACCCAUCGGCUUUGGCGCCUUCCGUUUCCUCAACAAUGCCUCAAAACUCCCCGUGCCUAGCUUCGAAACGGGUGGAGUGCUCUGGUUCACGGACCUGACCGCCGCAGACCCCUACUACGUGCUCCCCAUGGUCUCGACAAGUCUUGUGCUUUACAUGUUCCGCACCCUACAGACGAACGGAACAAUGGAUCCCGGCCAAGCUCCUCUACUGAAGAUGAUGCAGUAUAUCCUAACGCCAAUCACAUUCCUGGCAACACUCAAACUCAAUGCUGGCGUCCAGAUAUACCUUGCUCUCUCCAGCUUCCUUCAGAUCGUUCAGACCCAGAUUCAGAACCAGCCCGCAAUGCGCAAGAGAGCUGGUCUUCCGCCACUUGGCGCACCGAUCGCCAGUGCCAGCACCCCAAAGAUCAAAUGGGAGGCACCCCGCAUAAUCAACACGACUGCUGUCGUUGACAGUGAGGGUGAGGGUGAGGGUACCAGUUCCAAGAGCCCCAUUGCCGACUUCAAGGACGCCUGGAAGGGCACACGCGAGAAGAUCAAGACCUUCACCGGGGAUGGUGUGGCAAAAAAGGCGGCUGCUGCCGCCGAAGAGUACGAGCAGAGGAGGCGAGAUGAAGAGGAGGAGAAGUUCCUCGCACGGCGGGACGAGGCGCAGCGCAGGGGCAGACGGCCUCGCCGCAGUGAGUGAGGGAAAGAAGCAACGCGAAAACAGCAAAAAGGGAGACGAGACAACAAGAUGAAGUUGCGCUUGUAUGACUGCAUUGACCUGUACUGAUAUUGAGGGAAAUAAUUGCCUGCUAAAUUCCGGAUCCCAGAAAUUACCUUGUCUGCAUCUAUCACUGCCCUGUCCUCGAGACAUAGCCUUGCUCUGUUUCCUGAAUCCACAGCG
This is a messenger RNA of Gaeumannomyces tritici R3-111a-1, 1754 nucleotides long. Its product is annotated as mitochondrial export translocase Oxa1. Lineage: Eukaryota; Fungi; Ascomycota; Sordariomycetes; Magnaporthales; Magnaporthaceae. Gene Ontology annotation, cellular component: mitochondrial inner membrane. The transcript has 2 exons. Gene Ontology annotation, biological process: protein insertion into mitochondrial inner membrane from matrix; mitochondrial respiratory chain complex IV assembly. The coding region runs from base 81 to 1553 and encodes 490 amino acids. The record is from RefSeq and is a predicted model, not a curated record. Gene Ontology annotation, molecular function: membrane insertase activity.